GACGACGACUACCGCGACAAGUAAUGAAGGGAGCUAUGUGCACAAUCAGAAGAGCCGCGGCGGUGGUACACAAGUGUUUGGGAGUAAAAUGGUGGAUAAAGUAAUGUCUGCCAGAAAAUCUUAUUCUACUACUACUUCAGGGGUUGGACAACAUCUUGAGGCAGUACAUGGAGCUAAUAGUUUGAAGCCAAAGGCUAAGCUCAAUGCUGAAGGUCUUGGUAACGGCGGCGACAAGGCCGGUAAUCCUGCCGGCGCUCCGGCGGCUGGGUUUGGGCGGAUUUUGGCUCUCCGCAACAUGGAGUUAAAUCGAGAUCGGAAUAACAGGUCACAUUAUAAUCAACAUGCCACCAGGUCUUGAUCAAACAAGAACAAGCUAGCUAGCCGGUUUGCUAUGGAGAUGAAG
This is a messenger RNA of Linum tenue, 403 nucleotides long. Lineage: Eukaryota; Viridiplantae; Streptophyta; Magnoliopsida; Malpighiales; Linaceae. The record is from the annotation of a GenBank genome assembly.